Molecule: messenger RNA, 2459 nt
Organism: Nerophis lumbriciformis (worm pipefish)
Lineage: Eukaryota; Metazoa; Chordata; Actinopteri; Syngnathiformes; Syngnathidae
Gene: rab3da
Product: RAB3D, member RAS oncogene family, a
Molecular function (GO): GTP binding; GTPase activity
Source: RefSeq, a predicted model, not a curated record
GAUUGGCUUAAAAUGCUUGCAUGACUCCUUGCUUGAUGCCUGAUUGUAUGCACACGUGUUUCACUUGAAGCCUGAUCUUAUUCAACAUCUUCACUCAAGUUAUGUGUAGUAAAUGACAAUGUCAAACAAAGAAUCAGCUGCUAGAUUAUGUAAGACAGGACUUUUAACUGAGAGGUCAUGGGUUUGCAAGCAUAAACCAGUUUCAAGGUGCUGGAAACUUAUUUGAUUUUACUUUCAAAAUAAAAGCCAAAUGUUUUGGUAUCGUAAAGCAUUUCCCAUCAUCCAAGUAUGAUGAUGUAAUUCUGUCAAUUGCGCUUCAGUGUGGGCGCCGAGGGGCCGCAAAGUCAUAUACAACUGUUAAUGACAUUGAUGAAUGAAUUGUACCUUUACAUUUUAUUCCAACAAAAUAUCUAAAAAUAAUUUAUAAAGAGAAAGAUAGUUAUUUAAGUCAUAAAUUUAAAAAAUAUAUAUCUACAGCAACAUAAAAGGCAAAAUACAUGCCAUGUGUUUUAAUAUGUGUAAUCAACUUUAACCGGAAUCUUUAUUUGAAGCAGUUAUAAAACUAGUGCUCAUAAACCUUUUAUUACAGUAGCAUAGUAGGCCUUAAUAUUCAAUAGAUAAAAAGAGGGUUUAUUUAGCAAGUACAUUUAAUAUUUUGUGACACUGUACACCGAUUGAACAGUAACACUGUGUUUGGACAUAUGAAAAUGAAUCACUGCACUUGAAUAAUGAAUCAAAGCAAUUUAAUUUAACUAUGUGAUUCACCAGAUGGAGCCUGUGUACCACAAGUGGUAAGCGAACUACACUUUGAGAAUCACUGAAUCUUGUGGAAGAGCAUUAGAUUGUCAUGCAUGGGAUAGCUAAAAAACCAAGUCAUUUUUUGUAGUUAAUAAAUCACCAUUUUCAGGCCAUUUGAAUCAAAGUGGAUCAUUGUGGUAAGGAAACCGUAAAACUAACAUGAUUUUCUCUUCCUUACAGCUUUCAAGUUACCUUGUUUGGUUCAGUCUCUGCUCAGUAUUGUCCUCAAGUAUGCCGUCAAAAUUGACAGUACUGUACACAGUGUACAGUUGUUCUGUAUUUGUCCAACUCUUUUCAGUAGCGAUCUUAGUUUGAAAGUCCAGACCGGAAGUGUUCUGUCGCCACUCCCGCGAGCUUGACGGCGUGCAGUGUAGACGUCCCGGCAGCGAGCACAUGCAAAGAUCCGGGAGCGGUUCACACUGAUCCCCAUUUGGAGGUGGAGGACGACGCGGGACGGAGGGAGCAGACCCAGCAAAGAUGGCAUCAGCCAGAGAUUCAGGAGCAGGCCUGGAGGAGAGAGACGCUGCCGACCAGAAUUUUGACUACAUGUUCAAGGUGCUGAUUAUCGGCAACAGCAGUGUGGGCAAGACGUCCUUCUUGUUCCGCUACACGGACGACUCCUUCACGUCGGCGUUUGUCAGCACGGUGGGCAUCGACUUUAAAGUCAAGACAAUCUACAGGAACGACAAGCGCAUCAAGCUACAGAUCUGGGACACAGCGGGCCAGGAGCGUUACCGGACCAUCACCACAGCUUACUACAGAGGAGCCAUGGGCUUCCUCCUCAUAUAUGACAUCACAAGCCAGGAGUCCUUCGUUGCCGUGCAAGACUGGGGAACCCAGAUCAAGACAUACUCCUGGGACAACGCCCAGGUGGUGCUGGUGGGCAAUAAGUUGGACAUGGAGGAAGACAGACAGGUCCCCACUGAAGAUGCGCAGAGACUCGCCAAGGAGCUAGGCUUCCAAUUUUUCGAGGCCAGCGCUAAAGACAAUGUCAACGUGAAGCAGGUUUUCGACAAGUUGGUGGACGUCAUCUGCGAGAAUUUGAGCGAGAACGUCAACAGCGAUGCUUCUCCCUCGGCCAAUCACAAGGGAGCUGGUCUGAAGGACACGCCCCGCAGCAUCCCGGGAGGCUGUGCAUGCUGAUAAUUAACAGGGGCAGUUCAUACACUCUGGCAUGCAUACACACACACGCACACACAGAAUACUAACGCUUGUGUACCUAUGCUUCCUCCAAUUGAAAUGUGACUGUUACACUAGUUUGCCAAAGAGCUGCUUUGAGAACAUGUGCCUUUGACCUUUCCUCCUCUAGUUACCAUUUCCUGUCUAUGUGGUAGCAGGCCAACAAACGGACGGAACCUGAGCGUGUGUAUUUACCUGUGCAAUGCUGCCGCCUUGUGGCUGCUUUCAGAAAGUGCAUCACUGUGACCGUCGCCACUUGACGUCACUGGGAGGAAACAACUAACUCCUCAAACAAAAAUGCAAGGUAUCUGGGGGCUAUUACACGUUUCAGGAAGUUCUCAUUGUUUUUGGAAUGUUUUUUUUUGUAAAUCAGUAAAUAGUUAAUGGUGACUGCCACGUUAAUUAUUGCCUUUUGAAAAAAAACUUGUGAGCGCUUUGCAGCAUGUCCUUUUUGAAAUAAAUUACGUAAUAUAUGAUACAAA